AUGGAGAAGUCCCGGAAUUUCCGCAUCGACGCCCUCCUGGCCGUGGACCCGCCGCGCGCCGCCUCGGCGCAGAGCGCGCCGCUCGCCCUGGUCACCUCGCUGGCGGCCGCCGCGGCGGGCCCGGGCGGCGGGGCGGGCGGCGGGGCGAGCCGCGGCGGCAGCCCCGCGCCCUCGGAGCCGCCCGCGGGCCCCGCCGACCGCCUGCGCGCGGACAGCCCCUCGCCGCCGCGCCUGCUGGCCGCGCACUGCGCGCUGCUGCCCAAGCCCGGCUUCCUGGGCGCGGGCGGCGCGGGCGGCGCGCCCGGCGGGUCCCACCACCACGCGCACCCCGGCGCGGCCGCGGCGGCGGCCGCCGCCGCGGCCGCCGCGGGGGGCCUGGCGCUGGGGCUGCACCCCGGGGGCGCGCAGGGCGGCGCGGGCCUCCCGGCGCAGGCGGCGCUCUACGGCCACCCGGUGUACGGCUACUCGGCGGCCGCGGCCGCGGCGGCCCUGGCCGGCCAGCACCCGGCGCUGUCCUACUCCUACCCGCAGGUGCAGGGCGCGCACCCCGCGCACCCCGCCGACCCCAUCAAACUGGGCGCCGGCACCUUCCAGCUGGACCAGUGGCUGCGGGCGUCCACCGCGGGCAUGAUCCUGCCCAAGAUGCCCGACUUCAACUCGCAAGCGCAGUCCAACCUCCUGGGGAAGUGCCGCCGGCCCCGCACGGCCUUCACCAGCCAGCAGCUGCUGGAGCUCGAGCACCAGUUCAAGCUCAACAAGUACCUGUCCAGGCCCAAGCGCUUCGAGGUGGCCACCUCGCUGAUGCUCACGGAGACUCAGGUGAAGAUCUGGUUCCAGAACCGGCGCAUGAAGUGGAAGCGCAGCAAGAAGGCCAAGGAGCAGGCGGCGCAGGAGGCCGAGCGGCAGAAGGGCGGCGCGGCCGCGGGCAAGGCCGGCGCGGACGACAAGGGCGACGCGCAGCUGCUGGGGGCGCCGGCGCCCGGGGACAAGGGCAGCGGCCGCCGCCUGCGGGACUUGAGGGACAGUGACCCCGAGGACGAGGACGACGAGGACGACGAGGACGCUUUCCCCUACGGCGACGGCGCCGCGGGCCCGCGCGCCGCGUCCUCCGACGGCUCCUCCGGGGCCGACUCCCCGCCGCCGCGGCCCGCCGGGCCCGGGCACCCGCCCCCGCCGCAGUAG
Messenger RNA from Talpa occidentalis (Iberian mole), 1182 nucleotides. It is a transcript of the gene MNX1, whose product is annotated as motor neuron and pancreas homeobox 1. Gene Ontology annotation, cellular component: nucleus. Gene Ontology annotation, biological process: regulation of DNA-templated transcription; endocrine pancreas development; central nervous system development. Gene Ontology annotation, molecular function: DNA-binding transcription factor activity, RNA polymerase II-specific; sequence-specific double-stranded DNA binding. The record is from RefSeq and is a predicted model, not a curated record. Lineage: Eukaryota; Metazoa; Chordata; Mammalia; Eulipotyphla; Talpidae.